UAUCUGCAAUGAACACCCACUACCACAUCUCUUCCUUUGUUAGCAUCACUUUGCAAACACAAUCAGUGCAGUGCAGCUGCGUAGUUACAAAUAAUGCAGUAGAGAAUUUCUAUUGUUGGAUUUAAAUCUAAGCACAUUGUUAGUGAAAAAUGCGUAAUCUCUUGAUUUAUCUUGGAUUUCUGAGCUUACAAGUUAUAUCUGGCCACUUCAUACCUCACAUACCUAUGGCUGAUGACGAAGCGAUGCCAUGGUACAUAGUGAAAGAAGACACCAGUGUUUGCCAAACCACUGGUUGCGUGGAGGCAGCGGAAGCCUUGAAGGUCUCGAUUGAUUCAGCAGCAGAUCCGUGCAAUGAUUUUUAUGCUUAUGCCUGUGGCGGGUGGCAAAAGCGCAACCCUAUCCCAAAGACUGAGAGCCAGUGGAACCAAUUCAAUAUUGUGGACAGAAAACUUGACUUGCAGCUGAAAGAUAUUUUUGAAGACGACUUGCACUUGGAGCAAGAGCCUGAGCCUGUAGCACUGGUCAAGCAAUUUUUCCAAGCUUGCAUGGAUAUCGAAAGACGAGAGCAGUAUGGUGUGAGACCAUUGUCGGAGAUACUUUCGACGCUUGGUGGUUGGCCAAUUGCAACGACUGAAGGACAGUGGUCAGAAGACAAGUUUGAUUUGCUGAAAACGUUGGGUUUUGUCACUCGACGGCUUGGCCUCACACCUUUGGCGACUGUAUUUGUCUACACAGACCGGAAAAACUCAAGUCGAAGCGUGGUUACUGUGGACCAAGGUAGCUUGGUGCUGCCAAGAGCUAUGCUGGCUCAACCUAGCAUGUACAAAAAGCAGCUUACUGCCUACGCUGAGUGGAUGGUUGGAACGGCUAAAUUGUUGGGAGCUCGAGUAGAUGAGGAUGAAAUGAUGGAGGAGGCAAAGAAAAUUGUUCACUUUGAGAGUCGCUUGGCUGAGCUGACAGCGCCAAGUGAAGACAGAAGAGAUGCGUAUCGGAUGUACAAUUCUUUAUCAGUUCGACAAUUACAAAAGUGGACGGACACCAUCCAGACUCAUGGGAAAAAAUCAAUUUUGCAAUGGGACCGGCUGCUGAGCCUGGUUUUUCAAGACACGGAGGCAAAUAUAUCCUCUGGAGAGCGAAUGCUAGUCCGAGAAAUGGAAUACUUACUCAAGUUAGAGGCGCUCUUGCAAAAUACUUCCCGUAGAACAUUAGCAAAUUACAUACUAUGGCGUGUGGUGAAAAGCGUUGGACGAGAUACAAGUGCACCGAUGAGGCACCUUUCAUUCUCGUUCGAUAAAGUGUUUAGCGGUAUUGUGGAGGACCAACCUUUAUGGAUUGAGUGCGUAACCAGAUCAACUUCAGCUCUUCCGUUUGCUGCUGGGUAUCAAUUUGUGAGAAAGUUCUUUGAUUCCGAAGCAAAGAUCACAGCUUUGGAAAUGGUUCACCAUAUUCGCCAGUCCUUUAUAGACAGGGUCGACACUCUAGAAUGGAUGGAUGAUGAAACAAAAUUGGCCGCCAGAGAAAAAGCAGAGGCCAUGGCCGAGUUUAUAGGGUUCCCUGACUGGUUUUCCAACGCCACUGCCCUGAAGCAUUAUUAUGAAGGAGCAAUUGUUGGAAAAGACCAUUUUGAAAACGUCAUGGCCCUAACAUCUGUUCAAGUGAAGCGCGUAUUUGACAAGUUGAGAGAAGCGACUGACCGAAAUGACUGGCUCACAGGCCCUGCAGUUGUCAACGCGUACUACAAUCCUCUUACAAAUGCAAUAACUUUUCCGGCUGGAAUUUUGCAGGCGCCUUUCUUUGGAAAAGACACCUUAGAAGCACUGAACUACGGCAGCAUUGGUGUUAUAAUUGGUCACGAAAUCACUCACGGAUUUGAUGAUAUGGGCAGGCAGAAUGACAAAGAUGGUAAUCUAGUGCAAUGGUGGACUCCUGAGACGGAGUACGCUUACUUGGAAAAGGCUCUGUGCAUCGUCGAGCAAUAUGAUCAUUUCCGAGUGCCGGAACUAGAUGUUCUGUUGGCUACGAAAGCAACAAUUAAUGGUGUGACCACGCAAGGAGAAAAUAUUGCUGACAAUGGUGGUAUGGAGCAGGCCUUCCAGGCCUAUCAGCAAUUUGUGAAAGAGAACGGUCCAGAGCAGAAACUCCCAGGACUUGACUACACUCCUGAACAAAUUUUUUUCCUAGGAUUUGCCUCUGUUUGGUGUGAGUCGUCCAGCCCGGAGUCGUUGCUCCAUGAGGUCCUUUCAAAUCCACAUGCGCCGCACCGACACAGGGUCAAUGGACCCCUUGCAAAUUCACACCAUUUUGCUAAGACGUGGCAAUGCAAAACUGGUAGUCCCAUGAACCCAGUAAACAAGUGCCAAGUUUGGUAAGAAAAAUUGCUGAUGAUACGUGAAAAAAGAUUUAAUUUGAAAAAAAAAAUUUUGAUGAGAAGAAUAAAAAAAGCAUGCUACUUUUUAAAUUUAUAUCAACAAAAUACAAAAUAUUUCCCAAAAAAUUUAUUGACUGUUGGCUGUGCUGAAAGUCCCCCAAUCAGAUUGUGGCUCAAACAAUAAAUUGCUAUUCAAGU
Molecule: messenger RNA, 2566 nt
Organism: Neocloeon triangulifer
Lineage: Eukaryota; Metazoa; Arthropoda; Insecta; Ephemeroptera; Baetidae
Product: neprilysin-4-like
Exons: 14
Coding region: 150-2369 (739 amino acids)
Biological process (GO): protein processing
Cellular component (GO): plasma membrane
Molecular function (GO): metalloendopeptidase activity
Source: RefSeq, a predicted model, not a curated record